Molecule: messenger RNA, 1982 nt
Organism: Amoebophrya sp. A120
Lineage: Eukaryota; Dinophyceae; Syndiniales; Amoebophryaceae
Source: the annotation of a GenBank genome assembly
GACACAAAAUAUAACCUGAAUAAAAUACCUUGUUUUUCACUACUUUCUUCUCCCCACCAGCCUAGUUGUGUAGUUUCAUCAGCACAACAAUUGGAACAAUAUCACUGUUCGCUGGCGAACAACCACGAUGAUGCAAGCACUUCGGUUCCGAAACUCGGCCGCCGUGCGGUCGGCGUACCGGAAAAAUGUUUCCCACCCCAGCACCUCGUCCUCCUCGCGACCCGGGUGGUUCGCAUCUUCACCCGCUUGCAGUCCUGCAAACCAAUUAUACCAACCCCGAAGAUGGACAUCUUCCACAUCGAAGCCCACUAGAUUUUCCGAGUCGGGAGCCGCUGCACCGGCGCAGUCUUCCUCCUCAAGCGUCGCGCCCCCAAACCUUCCACCAGUGGCGCCUGAUUUGCCGCCCGUCUCCGAGCCACUGCCGUCUUCCGGCUGUGCAGCAGGAGCCACGGCGUCAAGCUCGAUAGAAGGAGAACAAGAAGAGGAUGUGAUACUUCCCACGCGCGGGAAGCCGCGACCGAAACUCCCGAAUUGGUUUCGGAUGCAAAACAUUAACCGCACACCCGAAGCCCGGGAGAACUGGAAGGACACCAAGGAAACGCUGAAGGGCCUCGGGCUCGCGACGGUCUGCGUCGAGGCCAAGUGCCCGAACCUGAACGAGUGCUGGGGCGAGGGCACCGCAACAGUGAUGAUCCUCGGGGACACCUGCACGCGCGCCUGCCGGUUCUGCAGUGUGAAGACGGCGCGGAGGCCGGAGGGCAUCGAGGAGGGCACCAAACUGUUCGACGAGCCCACCCGGGUCGCGAAUGCGAUCGCGCAGUGGGACCAGCUGAAGUACGUGGUGAUCACAUGCGUGGACCGGGACGAUUUGAUGGACUUCGGAGCGGUGCACAUCAAGAAGGUGGUCGAAAAUGUGAAGAAAAUCCGGCGACCGGUGACCAACAGCCUGAUGGAAGACGGCCACAGCACGGCCACAGGGGAGGUGCUGGUGGAAACCCUGCUGGGAGACUUUCGGGGCGAUUUGAAACUGGUGGACAUCACCCUCGAGGGGAACAUGGACGUGUUCGCGCACAACAUCGAGACGGUAGAACGACUUAACAGCACGGUCCGGGACCGCCGGGCGAACUACAAACAGAGCAUGUCGGUGCUGGAGCACGUGAACAAGCAGAACGAAAAGCGAAUCCAGCAGGGCAAAAACGGGAUCAUCACGAAGUCCUCCAUCAUCGUCGGCUUGGGGGAGACAGACGAAGAAAUCUACCGGACCAUGCGCGACCUGCACAGCGUCGGCGUGCGGGCAGUAACCCUGGGACAGUACCUGCAGCCCACGAAAAAGCACAUGCGCGUGGAUAGGUAUUUUGUUUUAUCGAACAACAUAUGAAAUUGAUGGGACACUGUUGUCAGAUGCCGCUUGGAAGCAAGUUUUUGCUGAAUUGAAAUUCGCAUGUCUUGUUUCUUGCUAGCCGAAUGCACCCGACAGCACCGCAUUGCGAGUGCGAAUUCCUAUGAUCGAAGUGUAAAAACAAUGACUUUAUCGCGACCUUUUUCCGUAUCUUCAUACAUCAGGUUCAUCGAGCCCGAGGUUUUUGAAGCCUAUGAUCAGAUGGCGCGGGAGAUAGGAUUUGACAUGGUAGCCAGCGGCCCUAUGGUGCGAAGCAGUUACCGAGCCGGCGAACUAUUUCUGACUCGCAUGGUCGAGAAAGACCGUGCGCAGCAGCGACGAGCGCUCGAGCUGAAGAGCGCAGCAGCAGCGGCGCAGUGAAUGAAACAAUGUCGCCGUUCCCACUCACUGCUGCGUCGACUAUGAAUUUUCCGCCCGCCGCAAGACUUACUUGUACGAACAACUGGGAGUUUUGUAUCAGCCGUGUGAAGCUAGGGCUGCGUUUAUGUUGACCUGGAAGAAUGUACUCCUUGCUUUGUGUAAGUUUUGUUGUUUUGCAGCCAAGAUGGUGCAAAGCUGAGAUAAAACAGGACGAAUGAGCUAG